Ilex paraguariensis (yerba mate) is the source of this 180-nucleotide messenger RNA. Lineage: Eukaryota; Viridiplantae; Streptophyta; Magnoliopsida; Aquifoliales; Aquifoliaceae. The record is from the annotation of a GenBank genome assembly.
AUGGACAAUUCGCUGGUCACUGGUGAUGGAGGUUGUGGUGGCUGGUUAGAGGCUGUGGUCGCUGGUGGUGGAUCUCGUUGGUCGUUGGUGGUGGAGGCUGUGGUCGCUGGUUGGAGCUCGUUGGAGGCUGUGGCCGCUGGUUGGAGCUCGUCGGAGUGUUGUCCGACUGAGAGUGGUUGA